Auanema sp. JU1783 is the source of this 1929-nucleotide messenger RNA. The record is from the annotation of a GenBank genome assembly. NCBI's taxonomy places the organism in Eukaryota, Metazoa, Nematoda, Chromadorea, Rhabditida, Rhabditidae.
AUGCCUUCAAGACGAUCCGUCAGAAGAUCAACUAUUGAAGCUUCUGCUCUAUCAGCCGCCUCUGCAGACAAGAAAGGAAUAAAAUCUGUGAUACGUAAUAAAAAAACUUCGCCAUCAAUUGUUAUUAGCCCUGUGACUCCUAUAAGAAAACAUAGACGCUCUGCAGAUGUCACUCCUAAGUCUGGAAACACGGAGAAUAAUGACUGUCGAUCAUCACCCAGGAAUAAACGCACUUCAGUAAAAAGGAAAAGUGUGUUACAACCAUCAAACACUGAUAGAUCAGCAGUUGAUACUAAGCCAUCUCCCAUGAAAACAAGGCGGCUACAUAAGAGUAAAGAAGCUGUCCCUCAUUGUACUUUAUGCUUUAAAACUAACGGAUCUUUGGAAACUUGUUCGAAAUGCAGUUUAAAUUAUCAUUUACAAAAAUGCUUGUCUUAUUCAAAGGUAAUGGAAACUAACUGUAGGAAUCUCACCUCCUGGCUUUGUCCGAAGUGUGUUCGCUGUGACGUAUGCCAAGAAUUGGUGGAUGAUGUAAAUAAUAAGGAAUGUGUUGUUUGUUUGCAUGCUUGGCAUGGUUCGUGCUCGGAAGGGAAAGGUCAUGGUAGUGUGUCAGUCUGGACUUGCAACAAAUGCAUCAAAGAAGUUGGCCCGCCUAAAUACCUGUCUCCUGCAAAGAUAAUUAAUCGGUUAGAGCUGCCUGCAUGGAGUCCCUUUCCUUCCCCACAAUCCUCUCCGGACAAGGGUUUGCUCACAAUAGAGAAACGUGGCCCGGGGCGGCCCAAGGGAGUUACACGGAACAUCAUGAACAGCAGAAAACUUGGCGAGGAAACAUCGAAAUCGGAGGAUAUUAUAUCCUCUAGAGAUCAGAUAUGGGAUAACUUGAUGGACUUCCACAACAUUGAAAAGGAUGGUGUGUCCACAAGUCCCAGAAAGAGAAGAGAUGUCACUGAUAACUCGAAAAAGCUACCAAAUUUAGCAAUCGAAGAGGAUAGAAGCUUAUAUGAAUCGGCGAAAAUGAAAUACAAAGCUGAAAUGGAAUAUUUAGCAACUCGUGAUAUCACUCAAAGUACAGUAGGGAAAUGGGUUUAUAUCGGGGGAAAACAGAAAAUGAAGGCGUUGUAUGAAAGUCCUUAUCCGGAAGACGUCCGGAAUGGUGAAUUCAUUUUCAUUUGUCCGUUUUGCCUAUUUCCAACAAGUGACUUCCAUGUUUAUCGAUUGCAUAGGGCGUACUGUCCUUUCCACCAUCCUCCGGGAAAUGAAAUCUACCGAGACGAGGAGCUCUCAUUCUUCGAAGUUGACGGAGCUGCUGAAAAGCAUUACUGUCGGAACCUUUGUUUACUAGCAAAGCUGUUCAUCUCUUCGAAAACUCUCCAUCACGAAGUGGAUACGUUCCUUUUCUAUAUCUUAACCGAAAUCACAGAGGAAGGUUGUAGAAUUGUCGGUUAUUUUUCAAAGGAGAAAAACCCGAGUAAAAACAAUAAUCUUUCGUGUCUUCUAACCUUGCCAAGCGAGAGUAGAAAGGGAUUCGGUCGACUAUUAAUAGAUAUGAGCUAUCAGUUGUCAGCUCUCGAACUGAAAGUUGGUUCUCCAGAGCAUCCACUCUCCGAUUUAGGCUUGUUCGCUUAUCGUGGCUAUUGGAGAUCCAGCAUCCUAUGUUACUUACGAUCUGUGCGAAAUCUGGCACAAACUUCUGUAAAAUCCAUGUCACUCAGCACAAGAAUCCAUCCGACGGACAUCGUGAAUCAAUUGCUUCGCGACAAACUGUUAUUGUACAAAGAGGGGAAUUAUUAUGUGAAAACUGGAAAAAGGGCAUAUAAAUGGCCAUUGUCAAUGUGUCGCCGACGCAUAGUACGUCCAGAGAAGCUUCACUGGAAGCCUAGUUAUGACAUAAGUCAGUUGGAUCCUACUAGGUUAAAUUAUUAUGUUUGA